UCUCACAGUGUAACUUCAGACAAGAAAAUAUAGUUCAAUACAAUGUUGUUUAAGUACUCUAUUUUGUCUCUAUGUCUUAUCAUAGUUGCUAAUUCUGUACUGGGAGAAACCGAAGAUGAAAACCAAUAUAUGAGAGAUUCGUACGAUUAUUGUAGAAGAUGGUUGGGCAAAUCUCUAAAUCAUACUAUUACAAAGUACGAAUUUUUGUUGUAUAUGGGAAAAAACAUUAGCGAUUGGUAUGCCUUAGAUUUUUACUUCAUUAACAAUCCAGAUGCCAAUGCAAAAAAAGCUGUUAUAGAUUUAAGUCUAUAUGGUGAACUUUUUAAAUACAUAUGCAACAAACAUGGCCGUGCUGUAAGAAACUGUGCAGAAUAUAGAAAAAGUAAAGCGCAAUCAACGUCGUAUGUUGCGAUGCAGUACUUAGAUUGGGAGGAUCGCGAGUAGCCGGUCAACAGUAUUAGUUACAAGAGAAAAAAAACAAAAAAAUGUUUCAUAAUCUAAUAGUAACACGCUAAACAAAGUUAAAAAACGGUAAAAAUUACCAUAAGUCAAAAUACAUUUUAUGGCACCAUUUAAACAUUUUUUAUUUUGUUCAUUUGUUAAUAAAUUAUGAUGAAGAUUUGAUCUGAAAAACAUUGUGUUUGAAAAAUAAUAAAUUCGUAGAAAAAAAACAGACAAAUUUGCAUAAUCUAAUAAUAACAUGUCAAUACAAAUUGUAUGACAACAUUUAAAUCUCUAUUUUACAAAUAAAUACCGAUUAUUUUUCCA
Messenger RNA from Adelges cooleyi (spruce gall adelgid), 768 nucleotides. RefSeq lists its product as uncharacterized. The transcript has 3 exons. NCBI's taxonomy places the organism in Eukaryota, Metazoa, Arthropoda, Insecta, Hemiptera, Adelgidae. The coding region runs from base 43 to 444 and encodes 133 amino acids. The record is from RefSeq and is a predicted model, not a curated record.